Messenger RNA from Leishmania mexicana MHOM/GT/2001/U1103, 846 nucleotides. RefSeq names its product putative deaminase. The coding region runs from base 1 to 846 and encodes 281 amino acids. Gene Ontology annotation, molecular function: tRNA-specific adenosine-34 deaminase activity. Gene Ontology annotation, biological process: tRNA wobble adenosine to inosine editing. NCBI's taxonomy places the organism in Eukaryota, Euglenozoa, Kinetoplastea, Trypanosomatida, Trypanosomatidae. The record is from RefSeq and is a predicted model, not a curated record. The transcript has a single exon.
AUGUCUGUGCACUAUGUCGAUGCCUUCAUGCGCGCGGCCCUCAAGGAAGCCGAGCUGGCGCUGGAAGAGGGUGAAGUGCCUGUUGGCUGCGUGCUGGUGCGCACGGACACCAAUGAAACGGUGUACGCGAAGCUCGCGCUGCAGCUGUCGGACGAUGUGGUCAAUGCGUCACCUCACGCAGCCCCGCCGCUCAGCUGCGACCAGCUGGUCGAGUCGUGCAUCGCUGCGCGUGGCCGUAAUCAAACGAAUCUGCAGCACCAUGCCCUGGCCCACGCAGAGUUCAUCGCCGCUCAGAAGCUUAUCGAUAGUGCAACGAGAGGCGGAGACGGAAGCGCGGGUGCGAGGUCAAGUAAAGCCGGUGCUGGCGAAGGAGAGAACGGACUCGUUGAGGAAGAGAAAGAAAGCGGAUCGACCUCCUCACCAACUACCCCGCCACUGUCCGGCCUGGCUGACUAUGUCCUCUACGUCACUGUUGAACCGUGCGUGAUGUGCGGUGCGAUGCUGCUCUACAACCGUAUCGCUCACGUCUUUUUCGGCUGUCGAAACCCGCGCUUUGGCGGCAACGGCACCGUCUUGGCGCUGCACACGUCACCUUUUCAACAGCAGCGGCUGCUGCAACAGCCUUCGCAACCAGAUCAGUCAGCAGCCAGCAUGCCACACUUCGUGGGCACGUCGAAGGGCUCGCCCAGCGCUGAUGAGGGUGGGGUCGUCUGUAGUGGUGAGUGGUGGCCCGGGUACGUGAGUGAGGGCGGUCAUACCGAGGCAGAGGCCAUCAGCCUCCUCCAACGCUUCUACGAGCGGGAGAACCCCAACGCCCCGGGGCACAAGCGCCGCCGGAAGGCUUGA